Molecule: messenger RNA, 554 nt
Organism: Danio aesculapii
Lineage: Eukaryota; Metazoa; Chordata; Actinopteri; Cypriniformes; Danionidae
Gene: ubl5
Product: ubiquitin like 5
Exons: 5
Coding region: 189-410 (73 amino acids)
Biological process (GO): mRNA splicing, via spliceosome; protein modification process
Cellular component (GO): cytoplasm; nucleus
Molecular function (GO): protein tag activity; protein binding
Source: RefSeq, a predicted model, not a curated record
AUUCACGGCGCUGCUUUACGGCAAACGCCUGACAGAGAGAAACGCGACUGAAUCUACUCUGAAGCGAACAGCAGCAGAAUCAGGUGAACACGAGCGCCAGAGUUCGGUCUGCUCACCGAGUAUUUACACCGCAUCACGUCUGAGGAGGAGUUUCAGCCUUUAAGGGAAAACUCGCCGCAUUUAACGAGAUGAUCGAGGUGGUGUGUAAUGACCGUCUGGGGAAGAAGGUUCGAGUCAAAUGCAAUCAGGAGGACACUAUCGGGGACCUGAAAAAGCUGAUCGCGGCUCAGACCGGCACACGGUGGGAGAAGAUCGUGCUGAAGAAAUGGUACACCAUCUUCAAGGACCACGUGUCUCUGGGGGACUAUGAAAUCCACGACGGCAUGAACCUCGAGCUCUAUUACCAGUAGAGAACACACACACACACACACACACACAACACAACACAAAUACACUCAUACCACACACAAAUGAUGUCUCAAGGCACCAGGAAGUGUUCAGUUGACCUGUUUUGAUAUGAUUUGCAAAUAAAACUGAUAUUUCUGUAAAGUCCA